Molecule: messenger RNA, 2502 nt
Organism: Pocillopora damicornis (cauliflower coral)
Lineage: Eukaryota; Metazoa; Cnidaria; Anthozoa; Scleractinia; Pocilloporidae
Product: rho-related protein racA
Biological process (GO): small GTPase-mediated signal transduction
Molecular function (GO): protein binding; GTP binding; GTPase activity
Source: RefSeq, a predicted model, not a curated record
AGUAAAUUUGUCAAAAAAAUUGUUGUUGUUUAAUGUUUAUAAAUAAUUCAAAAUUUGGAUGACUGUAUCUGUUGUCCGAAAAUUUUAUCAUAUGCACAAAAAUUGGAACUAGACAGAUUUUUUUAAUGUAAAGUACAUUCUCCCUUUGUACUUUUCGUUCUCUACCCAAAACAUUCUGAACUCGCAGUAAAUUGAGCAUGUUCGUAUCUGACACAAUUGUAGGGAAGAUGUUUCGAUCAGCAUAUUUUUAUGAUUUGCUCUAUGUUCUUAAAAAAAAUAUUAUUUAUAACUUAUGAUAUUAUUAAAAAAAGAGCAGUCUUGAAAAAUUGAAAGUCAUUUAAAUUACUUGAAGGAGGGGUGGAAAAGAAAUCAAUCUGUUGUGGAAAUACACGAAGAAUAAAACUUUCGGUUUGUUCGUCACGCAAAAAGGACGUGUACCGAUUAAGACCAGUACGUCAUCAACUCAGAUCAUUGCGUUCAUUGGUCAGCUAUUUUUAUCUCUCCAGUUGUUUUAAGUCUGUUCACUAUAUAAGGCUGUACGGCGAAAAGUUCUGACAGUUAGGGAGGAUCCUACUUUCGCUGCUGUCUCUAGGACUGCGAGGAAGUCGCUGAAAUAUGCAGAAUUUAAAACUUAUGGCUAUAGGAGAUGGCGGAGUAGGAAAGUCGUCCUUUCUAAUUUGCGCUACAACUAGUCAUUUUCCAAGUGACUAUGUUCCUACAGUUUUUGAUAACUACAGCGUAGAUCUCGUAGUAAACAGUUCUCCUUACUCGAUUUCUCUUUGGGAUACAGCAGGGCAAGAAGACUACGAUCGUCUGAGGUUUCUCGCUUAUCCUGGAACUGACGUAUUUGUUGUGUGUUUUGAUGUUGUAAAUCGAAGUUCAUUUGAAAACGUGAGCGAGAAAUGGAUUCACGAAGCGCGCUACUAUGUACCCGAGACUCCAAUCCUCCUGAUGGCAACGAAGACGGAUCUUCGAAACAGCAGUAAUGCAGAUGACAGGUCCACUGUGUCUACAAGAGAAGGAAUGGCUCUUGCUGAAACUCUUGGUGUGUCAUAUGCAGAGUGUAGCUCCCUAACAAACACUGGAGUGCAGGAAGCUCUGAAUAAAGCUGCAGAAAUGGCUGUUAGUUUUCAUACCCAGAGAAAAAGAUCAACUGCAAGAGUUUUGGGCUUCUUUAAAAGGAAAAACAAAAAUUCCAUGUCAGCUCAGGAUCAGGAAAUUUUUCCCCCUCAACUGCCACCAGCAGGUUUUGCUCCCCAUGUGGAGGUACUCAGCUCAACAUUUGCCAGUGAAUGGGAUUCUAUGUUGUCUGACACAAUGAGUGCAGAUGUCAGAUUUGUAUUCUCUGAUGGUGAGUCCCUUGAAGCUCAUAGAACUGUUCUUGUUGCAGCCUCCUCCAUCUUCAAGAAUGUUUUACUGGGAGAAAUGUCUGCAAACCAUGAAUCUUUCCAGUACAUCUUUGAAGAUGUUUCAUGGAUUUGUGAUGGAGAAAGUAACUGCCCAAAUCUUCCUCAUAUCGAAGGGAAAUGCCAGGGCAAAGGUAGAACUGUAAUAAGGUUGCAUGAGAGCAUUACUAAAGGCAUUUUCGCUGAGGUAUUGUCCUUCCUUUACACUGGAUCGCCUAGUGUAACAGAUGAUAAAGACAAAAAUUUUAUCACAGAAAUUCAAGAUGCUGCCAAGAAAUUUCAGUUGACAUGGUUGAUAGAUACCUGUACAAACAUCCUGUCAGGAGAUUCUUUCCUUAAUCCAAGUAUUGGCACAUGGCUGAAUGACAACACGGGACAAACAGCUAAAAAUUUGUUUCUGAACAAGCCAUUUUUAGCUGAUGUCAAGUUCUGUGUUGAGGGCACCAUUGUUUAUGGACACAAGUUGAUAUUAAAAUCAAGGUCAGAGGUCAUGGCAGCCAUGUUGGGUGGGGCCUUUAGAGAGAGUGACUUGGAUACAGAGAUUGAGAUCAAAGACACAACCCUGCAAAGUUUUUUGGCACUGCUGGAGUACCUCUACACUGACCAUGCCCCAAUAGAGGAGGGAGAUUCAGUAGAAAUAAUGGUUUUAGCAGACAGAUUCUGUCUUCCAAGACUUGUGACAAUGUGUGAGUUGUACACAACCAAGAAAGUUGAUUCUUUGAUACAGAAAAGGGUGUCUGAUGGCACUAAAGAUGUCAUAAACCUCCUUCUCACAUCACAGGCAUACAAUGCUAAACAGUUGGCUGACUGGUGUCUUCAUUUCAUUUCAACCAACUUCUCAGUCUUUGAAUCCACUGAAGAGUUUGAGCUUCUUCAAGGGGAAAACAGGAAACAUGUGAUUCAACAUAGAUGGCCUCCUCUUGCCUAUUUACAAGCACUAGAAGAAUUUGAACAAAAAGCCCCGCAAUCUAAGCUUACUUCCAAGUGUAAAAUGAUGUGAAAUAUAUGCUACCAGUAAAUCCAAGCAAUAUAUUGGAAAAUGAUCUUGUAACUGGACUAAAAGAAUUAGAAACUAUGUGGAUGAACCUUUAAUUUA